CAAAAACAUUUCCACGGUCAAAGCUCUUAAGCUCCACACGAGAGGUUCUUAGAAAUAUCCCCCAAUACAAAGAGAAAGACCUUUGGUUUUUUUGGGCCAAUACGUGACUAACCUUCUUUUCUUUUCAUAGUUUCAUUUCUUAUUCUUAUUCAUUUUCAUAUUUUCAACUUAUAUAGAUAUUCUCACACUCUCUCUCUCUCUAUCUCUAUAUAUCUCUUUCUCUCUCCCUCUCUGUCUCUCUGAUACCGAAACUCAAAGCUUUGAUUUUUAUUUUAGCUUCUGAUGGCUUCCUCUUCUGGGAGCUUAGAUACCUCUGCAAAUUCAUUUUCCAACUUUACUUUUUCCUCUCAUCCAUUUAUGACCACCUCCUUUUCCGACCUGUUGUCCUCCGGUACCGAUGAGGAACCCAUCAACGACGCCGCCGGAGAAGAAGGCCGACGUGGGUUGUCGGAUCGAAUCGCCGAGCGUACUGGUUGGGGUGUCCCUAAGUUCAAGUCUCUUCCACCUCCUUCACUUCCCAUAUCUCCACCUUCUGUUUCUCCUUCUUCUUACUUUGCUAUCCCACCUGGGUUAAGCCCAGCUGAGCUCCUCGACUCCCCUGUUCUUCUUAACUCAUCCAACAUUCUGCCGUCUCCAACUACUGGAAGGUUUGCAUCUCAGGUUUCUAGUUGGAAGAACAGUUAUGGGGAUAACCAGCAAAGUGUCAAACAAGAACAGAAAAGCUACUCCGAUUUCUCUUUCCAAACUCAAACAAAGCCUCCCACUUCAUCAUCUUCCAUGUUUCAAUCUUCAAACACUUCUGCUCAGACUGCAUGGACUAAUAGCUUCCAAGAACAAACCAAGCAACGAGAUGAGUAUUCAUCAGGAAAGAGUACGGCCAAUAAUAAUGUUCAAACAAACGGUGGUGGGUUUCAGUCAGAUUACAGUAAUAAUAAUCACCCUCAGCAGCAGGCUCAGGCCUUGAGCCGAAGAUCAGAUGAUGGUUACAAUUGGAGGAAAUAUGGUCAAAAACAAGUUAAAGGAAGUGAAAAUCCGAGGAGUUAUUACAAGUGCACAUACCCCAAUUGUCCAACUAAGAAAAAGGUCGAAAGAUCUUUAGAUGGGCAGAUUACUGAGAUAGUUUACAAGGGUAGCCAUAACCAUCCUAAGCCUCAGGCUACAAGGAGGUCAUCUUCUGCAGCACCACCACCACCAGCUUCUUCAGCUUUAAUCCAAUCUUCGAAUUUAUCAAACUCUGAAAUCCCAGAUCAAUCUUAUGUCUCACAAGGCAAUGGCCAAAUGGAUUCAGCUGCCACGCCUGAGAAUUCUUCUAUAUCAAUUGGGGAUGAAGAUUUUGAGCAAAGUUCUCAGAAGACCAAAUCAGGGGGAGAUGAAUUUGAUGAAGAUGAACCUGAUGCCAAAAGAUGGAAAAGAGAAGCUGAAAAUGAAGGUAUUUCAGCUCCUGGUAGUAGAACAGUGAGAGAACCAAGAGUUGUAGUUCAAACAACUAGUGAUAUUGAUAUACUAGAUGAUGGUUACAGAUGGAGAAAAUAUGGGCAGAAAGUUGUCAAAGGAAACCCCAAUCCUAGGAGCUACUACAAGUGCACAAAUCCAGGAUGUCCAGUGAGAAAGCACGUGGAGCGAGCUUCCCAUGAUCUUAGAGCAGUGAUCACCACCUACGAAGGAAAGCACAACCACGAUGUCCCCGCCGCUCGUGGCAGUGGCGGCCACUCCAUCAACAGGCCUUUACCAAGUAACAACAACAACAAUGCUGUGGCUGCCAUUAGGCCAUCGGCUAUGGCUCCACACAGCAUCACUAACCAUAAUAUCACUAACAACAAUCAUAAUCAUCUUCAGAAUCUGAGGCUGCCCACAUCUUCUUCAGAAGGGCAAGUGCCUUUCACUCUUGAGAUGUUGCAUAAUAGUCCAGGGAAUUUUGGCUUCUCUGGCUUUGGUGGCAACUCGGGAACGAGUUCUUACAUGACUCAGUCUCAACUCACAGACAAUGCUGUGUAUUCUAAAACCAAAGAAGAGCCCAGAGAUGACAACACGUUCCUCGAAUCUUUACUGUGUUGAAAUGAAUUAAAACAAACAAUACCAAAGAAAGAAAAACAUCAAAAAUAAGAAGGCAUCUUGUAGCAGCUAGCUGAUCAAGUCCAUUCAAUUCAUUAGAUUUUGUUUUUGUAUUGUGUUGUAUAUUGUUUUCUCUUAGGAUAAAAGAAAAGAAAAAAAGAAGGAUUACAAUUACAGGGGAUUGGUUUGUGUAUAUCAAACGUUGUAUGAUAUAGGUGUUCUUAUAUAUCUUUAUUUAUUAUUAUAUAUUUUUUCUUAGGAUGAGAUAAAAGCCUUAAAUCUCUCUUUUUUUUUUUUUUUGGUACCACACAUGACGUGGUGGUAGUCUGUUUUUUUCUUCUCAUUUUUGGGAGUUAUAUGUAAAACAAAGAAAUUAAGUUGAUUUUAAUUUAAUUAUAUUUAGGGAAAACAAA
Messenger RNA from Cannabis sativa, 2465 nucleotides. RefSeq names its product WRKY transcription factor WRKY24. The transcript has 5 exons. Gene Ontology annotation, molecular function: DNA-binding transcription factor activity; sequence-specific DNA binding. Bases 283 to 2055 code for a protein of 590 amino acids. Gene Ontology annotation, biological process: regulation of DNA-templated transcription. The record is from RefSeq and is a predicted model, not a curated record. Lineage: Eukaryota; Viridiplantae; Streptophyta; Magnoliopsida; Rosales; Cannabaceae.